Otolemur garnettii (small-eared galago) is the source of this 2105-nucleotide messenger RNA. It is a transcript of the gene SLC22A15, whose product is annotated as solute carrier family 22 member 15. The coding region runs from base 24 to 1631 and encodes 535 amino acids. NCBI's taxonomy places the organism in Eukaryota, Metazoa, Chordata, Mammalia, Primates, Galagidae. Gene Ontology annotation, biological process: transmembrane transport. Gene Ontology annotation, molecular function: transmembrane transporter activity. The transcript has 12 exons. Gene Ontology annotation, cellular component: membrane. The record is from RefSeq and is a predicted model, not a curated record.
AGGCGUUCCAGGCCGUGGGGGAGAUGGGCAUCUACCAGAUGUACUUGUGCUUCCUGCUGGCCGUGCUGCUGCAGCUCUAUGUGGCCACGGAGGCGAUCCUCAUUACUCUGAUUGGGGCCACGCCAUCGUACCGCUGGGACCUGGCAGAGCUCCUGCCUAAUCAGAGCCAUGGCAACCAGUCAGCUGGUGAAAACCAGGCCUUUGGGGACUGGCUGCUCACAGCCAAUGGCAGCGAGAUCCACAAGCACGUGCAUUUCAGCAGCAGCUUCACCUCCAUCGCCUCGGAGUGGUUCUUAAUCGCCAACAGAUCAUAUAAGGUCAGCGCAGCCAGCUCCUUCUUCUUCAGUGGCGUGUUUGUUGGAGUCAUCUCUUUUGGUCAGCUGUCAGACCGCUUCGGAAGGAAAAAAGUCUAUCUCACAGGUUUCGCUCUUGACAUCUUAUUUGCUAUUGCAAAUGGAUUUUCCCCUUCAUAUGAGUUCUUUGCAAUAACUCGCUUCCUGGUGGGCGUGAUGAAUGGAGGGAUGUCCCUGGUGGCCUUCGUUUUGCUGAAUGAAUGUGUGGGCACCGCCUACUGGGCACUCGCAGGAUCGAUUGGCGGCCUCUUCUUUGCAGUUGGCAUUGCCCAAUAUGCCCUGUUAGGGUACUUCAUCCGCUCCUGGAGGACCCUAGCCGUUCUGGUUAACCUGCAGGGGACAGUGGUCUUUCUCUUAUCUUUAUUCAUUCCUGAAUCACCUCGUUGGUUAUACUCCCAGGGUCGCCUGAGUGAGGCUGAGGAAGCCCUGUACCUCAUCGCCAGGAGGAACCGCAAGCUCAAGUGCACCUUCUCACUAAAACAUGCAACCAACAGGAGCUGCAGGGAGACCGGAAGUUUCCUGGACCUCUUCCGUUACCGCGUUCUCCUAGGACACACUCUGAUCCUGAUGUUCAUCUGGUUUGUGUGCAGCUUGGUGUAUUAUGGCCUAACUCUGAGUGCAGGUGAUCUAGGUGGAAGUAUUUAUGCCAACCUGGCCCUGUCUGGCCUCAUAGAGAUCCCAUCUUAUCCUCUCUGCAUCUACUUGAUUAACCAAAAAUGGUUUGGCCGGAAGCGGACGUUAGCAGCAUUUCUGUGCCUAGGAGGCCUGGCUUGUCUUAUUGUAAUGUUUCUUCCAGAGAAGAAAGACACAGGUGUGUUUGCAGUGGUGAACAGCCAUUCCUUGUCCUUGCUGGGGAAGCUGACCAUCAGCGCCGCGUUUAACAUCGUCUACAUCUACACCUCGGAGCUGUACCCCACGGUCAUCAGGAAUGUUGGGCUUGGAACUUGUUCCAUGUUCUCCCGAGUUGGUGGGAUCAUUGCUCCCUUCAUCCCCUCACUGAAAUAUGUGCAGUGGUCUCUGCCUUUCAUUGUCUUUGGAGCCACCGGCUUGACCUCGGGCCUCCUCAGUUUAUUACUGCCAGAAACCCUUCACAGUCCUCUGCUGGAGACGUUUUCUGACCUUCAGGUGUAUUCCUAUCGCAGGCUCGGGGAGGAAGCCUUAUCUCUGCAGACCCUGGACCCUCCACAGUGUGUGGACAAGGAGAGCACUUUAGGGAGUGAGAGUGAGGAAGAGGAAGAAUUUUAUGAUGCUGAUGAAGAGACUCAGAUGAUCAAGUGAACACUCCCAGAUUCCUCCUCGGAAGCGAAGGUUGUGUUUUAUGCCUCUGGCUAAGGCAGGUUCUUCUUAAGAGUUGUAGAAAGGUUUGGUUUAAAUAGCCACGGAUGAUACUCAGUGUGGACUGAUUUUUUUCCAACCACCAAGGGAAGUUGGAGAAGAGAUUUCAUGAGAGAUGACAUCACUGCAUUGAAGGAAGAUUUGUUAAUUUGUCCAAAAGUCAAGUCGAACUCUCAGAAUCGUGACCUCUGGUAAAUUGCCGAAAUCCACUUUCCAGAGUGUUGGGCUGAUGUGUUUCUAGAGGUUGAUUAUGUUGCUUUUCCUUCAUGAUUACCUAAAAGCAGAUGUGUACAAUUCUUCACUACCAUAGUGGGAUAAGAUAAAUGAUCCUUAAGAUUAAAUCUUUAGCUCAUGCCUGUAGAUCCCAGCACUUUGGGACCUGAGGCGGAAGGCUCACUUGAGGCCUGGGCAACACAG